Messenger RNA from Vanrija pseudolonga, 1391 nucleotides. RefSeq lists its product as uncharacterized. The record is from RefSeq and is a predicted model, not a curated record. Lineage: Eukaryota; Fungi; Basidiomycota; Tremellomycetes; Trichosporonales; Trichosporonaceae. The coding region runs from base 319 to 1281 and encodes 320 amino acids. The transcript has 5 exons.
CUGACCAGCAAGCAAGCAACGCCAACGACGCAUACAACAACGCACACUACUCAACCUCCAUCACAUCCAUCGCACAACAAAGGGAGCGAUACAGCAACGCUCGCUAGCAGCGCACACUCGGCCUCGACGCACGACACGACACGCACACACACAACAAACAGGCCACACCGAGGCCCGCCGCCAGGUCCCUCCGCCCGCCCGACCACAGCCAGCCAGCCAGCCUCCGUCACCCCCGCUCCUCCACACACCCGUCAACACGCGCAAAGCCGGCGCUGUUCUUGAGCCGUUCUAGACCCCCACCUGUCGUCGCCAGCCACGAUGCCCAACCUCAUCGAUCCGCGGUACUGCUGUUGUGCCAUCCCGCUCGUCAACGCUGGCAUCUACGCCAUCAUCGCCGAGCAGGCCGCCCUCGGUAUCGCCGCCGGCGUGCUCUCGUUCGUCGCGCCCGCAGUCGUCGGCGCCGAAGUGCCGUCCUUUGUGACGUACAUCUUUGGCAUCGUGUGCUUUGUCGGCGUCGCCGUCCAGCCGCUAGGCUUCUUUGGCGUCUUCCGUGAAAAGACGUCGACGUUCCGCUGGUACAGCGCCCUCAACGCCAUUGCCCACAUUGCCGCGUUCGUCGUGGCAGCCGUCAUCAUCAUCAUCUCGGCCCUUCGUCACAACACGGCCGUGUCCAACUGCGAGAUCGACUACUUUGCGCCCAACAACCAGACGACACAGAUUGCAAACUCGACGCUCACUGACCAGGGUAAGGUGCUCUGCAACGCAUUUGCAUGGGCCGACGUAGGCUUCAUGGGCGGCCUCUGGGUCAUCCUCUGCAUCACCCAGCUCUACUUUGUCAUCACGGCCAGGCAGUACUCGGUCGCCCAGGUCUCGGACCACAAGCUCUACCACUCGGUCUACAGCGAGAACCCCGAGGCCUUCACCAUGUCCAUCCUCCAGUCGCGCCGCUACAACCCCGACUCGGUCAUGUUCACGCACCCGCCCCGCCACUCGGAGGCGUGGGACCACCGCGCCUCGGGCGAGAGCGGCCGUCACGAGCCAGGACCAAACACUGGAAGCGCCUACUAUGGCCACCAGCACAGCUACUCUGAUGGUCGUGGUGCCGGUGACAACGGCCGGUACGACGACGCAGAGUACAUAAACCACCCCAGCCCCCAUGACAACUAUGCCUUCAACAGUCCUGGUGGUGGGUACGUUGACCCCCAGUACAUCCACUCAACCCCAGGCCCCCACAUCCACUAUCCUGACUCUGCUCCUCCUCCUCCUGCCCCCAAGACCUAAACACCCACGCCCUCCCUUCCAUUCCCUCAUCACAAGACUACACUGUUGAAUACAGAGACAUGCCCCAUAUACCCUCUCAUGUACUGUUAUGCACGCAUGGACUAUUGCAA